Cornus florida is the source of this 1992-nucleotide messenger RNA. Its product is annotated as delta(8)-fatty-acid desaturase-like. The transcript has a single exon. Lineage: Eukaryota; Viridiplantae; Streptophyta; Magnoliopsida; Cornales; Cornaceae. Gene Ontology annotation, cellular component: membrane. Gene Ontology annotation, biological process: lipid metabolic process. The coding region runs from base 370 to 1713 and encodes 447 amino acids. The record is from RefSeq and is a predicted model, not a curated record. Gene Ontology annotation, molecular function: oxidoreductase activity, acting on paired donors, with oxidation of a pair of donors resulting in the reduction of molecular oxygen to two molecules of water.
GUCCAUCCUGGUGUUUCUUAGCCCAGUCCACAAACGGCUGUUCUCUAAAAACGUGUAGCCGAUUCGCUGUCAACACAACUUCAAAACUUCUGGAUUAUAUAUAUACACGCCAACAACACAUGGUGUUUUCACAUCAAGCCGCUCUCUCUCCUCUCUCUCUUACAACUUAUUUUAAGUUCUCUUGCUUUCAUCAGAAUCACCCCCAACAAUAUCUAUCUCUUUGUGGGUAAUUUGAUUUGAUUCAUAAGUUUUGGUUUGGCUUUGAUACUUUGGUUUGAUUUAUUUGAAAAUACAUACAUAUAUAUAUAUAUAUAUAUAUAUAUAUAUAUAUAUAUAUUGUGGGUGUGUGUGUGAUAUUUGUUUUUGACAAUGGUGGGUGAAGAGAGAAAGUACAUUUCAAUUGAAGAGCUGAAAGAGCACAACAAAGCUGGUGAUUUGUGGAUCUCAAUCCAGAGCAAGGUCUACAACGUGACGGAUUGGGCGAAAGAGCAUCCGGGUGGGGAUAUUCCUCUCCUGAAUCUGGCUGGGCAGGACGUGACUGAUGCGUUCAUUGCUUUCCAUCCAGGUACGGCAUGGCAAUAUCUUGACAAGUUCUUUACUGGGUAUCAUUUGAGUGAUUUUGUGGUCUCUGAGGUGUCCAAAGAUUACAGAAGACUUGCUUCUGAGUUUGCCAAAUCUGGUAUGUUUGAAAAGAAAGGACAUGGUGUGAUCUAUUCGUUUUGCUUUGUUGCUUUGAUGCUUGCUGCAACUGUUUAUGGUAUAUUGUGUUCAAAUAGCUUCUGGGUUCAUAUGAUCUGUGGUGGGUUGUUGGGUUUUUCAUGGAUUCAAGUUACUUAUGUGGGUCAUGAUUCUGGGCAUUAUCAAGUAAUGAUUAACAGUAGAUGUAAUAGAUUUGCACAAAUCCUUACUGGGAAUUGCCUUACCGGAAUCAGCAUUGCUUGGUGGAAGUGGACACAUAAUGCCCACCACAUCUCUUGCAAUAGUCUUGAUUAUGACCCUGAUCUUCAACACCUGCCUGUUUUCGCGGUGUCUACAAAAUUCUUUGAUUCGAUCUCGUCUGUCUUUUAUGGUAGGGAGUUGACAUUUGAUCCACUGGCUAGGUUCCUAGUGAGCUAUCAGCAUUGGACAUUUUAUCCGGUGAUGAUUGUUUCUAGGUUUAAUCUUUAUCUACAAACUUUCUUGUUGUUGUUCUCCAAGAGGAAGGUGCCUGACAGAGCUUUGAACAUAUGUGGAAUCCUUGUGUUUUGGACUUGGUUUCCUCUUCUUGUUAUGUGCCUACCCAAUUGGACGGAGAGGGUGUUGUUCGUGCUGGCGAGCUUUGCGGUUACCUCAAUUCAACAUAUUCAAUUUACUUUGAACCAUUUUUCUGCUGAUGUUUAUGUUGGAUCGCCUAAGGGGACCGACUGGUUUGAGAAACAGACGGGUGGGACAAUUGACAUCUCAUGCUCGAGAUGGAUGGAUUGGUUCCAUGGUGGGUUGCAAUUCCAGCUAGAGCACCAUUUGUUCCCCCGAUUGCCCCGAUGCCAUCUGAGAAAGGUCUCUCCUAUUGUAAGGGAACUUUGCAAGAAGCACAAUUUGCCUUACAGGAGUUUUUCCUUCUUUGAGGCCAAUGUGAGGACAAUCCAGACUCUUAGGGCUGCGGCCCUGCAGGCUGAUGAUCUCACCAAACCUCCGAAGAAUUUGCUCUGGGAAGCUUUUAAUACUCAUGGAUAAGGUCUUGAUAUGGCCUGGUAAGAUGUCACUUUUGCCUUUGUUUGAGACCACCAUAUUUUAUGGGGGUCAUUUAGUUUGUUUCAUUUGGUCAGGACACUUGGUAUGUAGUUGUUAUUCCAUAGUGGCCUUUUUUUUGUUGCAAUCUGUUGUUAUAUUUCACAAUCUGCCUCUGAUUCAAUAUCUGAUCGGGAUAUGUUUAUUUAUAUCUUUGACAUGAGCUAGUGCACAGGGGUUAACUACAUGAUAAAUAAUAUUUCAUUCUUCUUGGACUUGAGUAUA